Messenger RNA from Mizuhopecten yessoensis (Yesso scallop), 528 nucleotides. Its product is annotated as MAGE-like protein 2. Lineage: Eukaryota; Metazoa; Mollusca; Bivalvia; Pectinida; Pectinidae. The record is from RefSeq and is a predicted model, not a curated record. Bases 1 to 528 code for a protein of 175 amino acids. The transcript has a single exon.
AUGAGUCAUACAGCACCACCAAACAACCCAAUACAUCAUACAGCACCAUCGAACAACUCAAUGAGUCAUGCAGCACCACCGAACAACUCAAUAAGUCAUACAGCACCACCAAUCAACUCAAUACCUCAUACAGCACCAGCAAUCAUCUCAAUGAGUCAUACAGCACCGCUGAACAACUCAACAAGUCAUACAUCACCACUUAUCAUCUCAAUGAGUCAUACAGCACCACCAAACAACCCAAUACAUCAUACAGCACCAUCGAACAACUCAAUGACUAAUGCAGCACCACCGAACAACUCAAUAAGUCAUACAGCACCACCAAUCAACUCAAUACCUUAUACAGCACCAGCAAUCAUCUCAAUGAGUCAUACAGCAUCACCGAUCAACUCAAUAAGUCAUACAGCACCACCGAACAACUCAAUGAGUCAUACAGCACCACCAAUCAACUCAAUGAGUCACACAGCAUCACCGAAACNCUCAUACAGCACCACCGAUCAGUUCAAUGAGUCAUACAGGACCACAGUAUAA